Messenger RNA from Closterium sp. NIES-65, 9456 nucleotides. NCBI's taxonomy places the organism in Eukaryota, Viridiplantae, Streptophyta, Zygnematophyceae, Desmidiales, Closteriaceae. The record is from the annotation of a GenBank genome assembly.
AUGGACGAGCGGAUAGGAGCCGUAGUUCCUAACCAGAUACCGGAAUCUCAGCAGGUGACGGAUUCUGAGACGGUAACGGAGUCUGACCAGGCUCGGGAAACGGCUCUCGAGCCGCCAAGAAAGUCGUCUGAUCAGGGAUGCGAAACGGUUCAGGCGAUUGUGGCGGAGAAAAAGAAGCUUACCCGUCCUCGUUCUUCUUCCGCGAAACGGAAACCGCAGGACAAGGGGAAGGGAAAGGAGCGAGCGAACGAGCAGCAGGGAGAGGAGGAGCAGUCUAGAACAAAACGAGAAAAGGUUUUGCCUGGCCGGUUAGCUUCAGGGGUUCUGCCGACGACAGAGCAAGCUUCAUUGCUGACUGACGAGCAGAUACGGCAGGAUAGGGAAGCGAACGAACAGCAGGAAGAGGGGCAGCAGUCUAGAGCAGAUCCAGAAAAGGUAGUGGGACCGGCAACAGGGCAAACGGCACAGCUGACUGCCGAGCAACUACGGCAGCACACGGAGCAGAUUACAGGGCCGCAGCCACAGGACCUUGCUGCGCUACGCGCCAGCCCUCGCCGCCCAAGCAGUCCCGGCUUGUCGUCUAACGUGAGCGUGCGGCAGCUGAGGUCUCUCUUUGAACAGUCUAAGACCGCAGUAAGAACCACAGGAGCAGCAGGGCCGCUUCGGAAAGGCGGUAAGACAAGCAAGGGCACCAAGAGCGCAGGCAGCGGCAGCAACUCCGGCGGCGGCAACGCGAACGCGAAGGCUGUUAGGCGUGCCGGCAGCAGCGGCGCCACCACAGACACAGACUCAUCCGACGCAUUGGGUAGUAGUGGUAACCCUAACCCUAACCUUAACGCUGCGAACGGAAAAAUGAAGAGAGAUGGGUCGCUUAGACGGAAAGGGCAAACCGCAGGUGGAAACUUGGGUAAAUCCCCCCGUGCUGUGAAGAGCCAGGUGCAGCGGCGACAGCAGGGGAAGCAGGCGUCGCAGGGACGGCUGAAUACUCCCUGUCAGGUAGACACGAGCACGAGAGGAGGAGAUGAUGGGUGCGGGCUGGAAGAGGAUGGGAGUCGUUUGAAUGGAGAGUGUUUGGGAAAUGACGGUGCGAUUUGUAGGGAGGCUGGUGGUGAAGAAAGCGGGGAGGAUGAAGGAGUGGGGUGCGGUGCUUGUGGCGUUUCAGUAGGUGGUGAGCCUAGCAAGGAGGUGUCUGCACCGGGGUUUGGUGGCACAGGAAACGGCAGCAGCAGAGGGAGAGGAGCAACGGGGAAGGGAAAGCAGGCGUAUGGAGUGGCUACACUUCGUUCUGAUGCGGUUGAGAUGGAUACAGAUGGGGAGGGAGACGAAGGGGAGAGACGACUAGAAGUGAGACUAGACAGUUUGGAAGGAGAAGAGGAGGUGAGCGCAGGGGAAACCGUUGUCCUCGUUAUAGGCAGCGGAAACACUGGCCUUACAACGGGGGUUGUCAUGACUCCAGGCAGAACGAGGCGGAAGAGAGAGGGGGGAAGGACGGGGGGCCGGGGGAGAGGUGGAGGUGCGGGCAUGGGGCAAGGCAGGGUGAGAGGGACGGUGGGAGAGAGAAUACGACAGCUGGAGAUAGCAGCAGCAAGUGCGGCUGCCGCUGCAGGUGUGGGGAGGGGUGCGGUUGCAGGGAGGAAAGGGAGAGGAGGAGCAGCUGGAGUUGCUGCUGCUGCUGCUACUGGUGGUGAUGCUGCUGCUGCUGGUGGUGCUGGUGGCAGGGUUAAUGCUCGUAGAGAGUGGGGCCCCAAGGGGAGGAAAGCUGCAGGGCUUGCUGGGGAGACAGUAGGAGCAGAGAUUGGCAGUGGGAAGAGGAAGGAGCAGGGGAUUGAAGGUUGUGGUGAGAAUAAGAACGGGGAUGGGGAUGGGGACGGGGGAUGUAGUGGGGAGGAUGCAUUGGGAAAGGGCUUGGGUGUGGGAAUGGGGGGUUUACCGGUGCUUACUGUGGGAGGAGCAGACAGCCGAGCGGUUUUUGAGGGUGCUGUUGUGAGUAUUGCCGCUCGCAGUGCUGGUACACGCGGGGCGGCAGGGGCGGCAAGGGGGAGAAAGGGAGGGAAGAAGGGGAGUGGUGCGGGAGAAAGGAGGUUGUCUGGAGCAGGAUGGUCGUCGGGAGGAGAAGGGGAGGGCAAGAGGAGCAGGGGGAAGGGUGGUGGUGGUGGUGGUGGUGAGGGCGAAUCAGUGGUGGUGGAAUGCUGGAAAGAGGAUGAAGCAGUGGAUACUUGUGAGGGGAAUGUGGUAACACGGUUACUGGGAUACAAGGGAGCAGAGAGUCCUGAUCAAGGUGGCAUGGCUUCUCAAGAGGAACGAGCGUCAGUGUGUGACGAGAGACGAGACGAGAUAAGAGAGGGGAUGAGAGAGGGGAAGAGCGAUGAGAUGAGAGACGACACGAGGGACACGACGAGAGGGGAGAUGAUUAUGAGAGGAGGGGGUUUGGAAGAGUGUGGACAAGGGGUGGUGGAGGGAGGACAGCGCGUGCUGGUUAGUGAAGGAGGGUUGUAUCUUCGAGAAGGAAAGGAGCUGGGGGUGGAGGUGGAGAGAAGGGAAGCGGACGAGGAAGAAGAAGCAGGAGAGGGGGAGGAGUGUGACGAGGAGGAGGAGGAAGAGAGGGAGGGGGAGGUUGUGUGUCACGAGCUGCGACUGAGUGUGGAAAUGGAGGAGCAAGCGAGACAGGCGUUGGAGGGGGGAGAGAGUGUGCUGCUGGUUGAUGACGUGUCAGGACGGGCCUAUCAGCUGCUGCCAGCUGUCGUCGUGGAGGGGGUGGGCGUGGAUGGAGGGAGGGAGGAGGGGGAAGGUAGUGAUGAGGAAGAGGAGGAGGAAGAGGAGGAGGAUGGGGAUGAGGGUGAGUGUGAUUGUGGGGAGGAGGAGGUGGAGGAGGAAGAAGGGAAGGAGGGUUCAGAUAAAAAGAGGGAGGCAAUGGUGAUGGAGGCAGUGGAAUGGGAGGAGGAUGGAGGGGAGGAUGAUAAGGAAAAGGAGGAACUGAGGGACGAGGAACGAGAGGAUGCGCGGGAGGGGGAGGAAGAGAAGAGGAGGAUGGAGGAGGAGGAGAGGAGAGGGAUGGAGAGGGGAGAGUGGGAAAGGAGGGGACAGGAGGAAGUAGCUGGUGGAGAGGAGGCAUGGACAGCAGAAUCUGGCGUUGCUGGUGCUAGUGAGAGAGGAGAUGAUGGGGCAGGUGGGCCCGGUGGGGCAGGUGGGGCAGGUGGGCCCGGUGGGGCAGGUGGGGCAGGUGGGGCAGGUGGGCUAGCUGAGGCUGGUGGUCCCUAUGUCGGGCGGUCUCUCUCGUCCCUAUCUGGCGACUUGUCUUUCUGCGGGAGCUUGGAGGAUGCAGGGACUAUCGGCGACACCAGCGUUGGCACCGAGAGGGGUAGCUGUAGCAUCUAUAGCCGUGUGGUUGAUGGAGAGGGGUAUGGGUUUCCGGAGAGGACGAGAGGGUAUCUGUCAGCAGCAGCGACGGCAGCAGCAGGGGCAGCGUAUUUUGAGGCGCCUCAAGAGGGGUAUGUGUUUCCAGAGAGGUCGAGUGGGUGCGUGUUUGAAGCAGCGGCAGCAACAGCAGUGGCAGCAGCCGCAGCAGCCGCUGCAGCAGCAGCAGAGCAAGCAGCAGCAGAGAGAGCAGCAGCGGAAAGAGCAGAGGAGGCGUUAGCAGAAGAACCACUGCGGCAGGUGGUAACUGGAGCAGGUAGGAGAUUUGAGCCGCCGACUGAGAUCGUGCCAGUAUUAGAAGCAGAAGAAGACGAAGUGCUCAUCCUACCCUCAGCAGCAGCAGCUGCAGCCGCAGCCGCAGCCGCCGCAGCAGCAGCAGCGUCUGCUUUUGCUCCCGCUCCCACUGCUGGCCUGGGAAACCCUUCUAGUGCUGCUCGCACAGACCACCCUUCGCUAUUGUCACACAGCUCAGCCCGUCAAGCCGCUCGUUACAGUCACAACAAUCACCAGAUUCCCCGGGCCAUGCCGCCCAACCAGUGCUUCCUAACUCCUGUGCGCAUUGCUGCUCGUCGGGGGCUGUUUCGGAACGAGUGUGUGGCUCCUGCUGUGCUGGGAGCAGGAAACCACUCCCGAGGUGCUCCUGGGGCGUUGGGAGUGGGGAGUCAAAACAACCCCCACGGAGGAGGUCACUUUUCACAGUCGCGGAGUGAAAACCGUACCAGGGGUGGUGGAAAUAGUAGGGUGAGUGGGAGUCAGACUAUGGAUGGCGGGCGCGGGGUGAGGAGGGCGGGUGAGAGGUUGAGAGGAAGGAGUGAGGGUGGUAGAGGGGGUGGUGAGGAGAUUGGGAUGGGGAAUCAGCGAGCUACAUUGAGGCCUGUUGGGGGGUUGAGAUCUGGGGAGGUGAGGCGAGAGGGAGGGGCAGAGGGGAGUGUUGGGGGAGUUGCGGAUGUUGGGAUAAGGGGGAGUGCGGCAAGGGGGAGAGUGGUGGGAGGGGCAGAAUCAGGGGUAGAUGGAAGCUUGGGAAUGGCAGCAGGUGGAUUAGAGGGAGAAGGAUCAGGACCAGGAGGAGAUAUGUCUGUGGUAGGGGAGGGGAGGGAGGGGGUAGGUAGUGCUGGUGGUGCUGACAACACAAGGCGUGGAAGAGGAGGGAGGGGGGUGAGAGGGGGAGGAGCAGCGAGAAGAGGGAGAGGGAGAGGAGGAGAAAGAACGAGGGCAGAGAAUGCAUUGCACGAGAUACAAGAGGAGGAGAGGCAGGACGAGUUGCCGGACCAGGGAGAAGAGGAGUGCAGAGCUGCAGAAGGAGAGGGAGAAGCAGAAGGAGAGGGAGAAGCAGGAGGAGACUAUCUGAGCGAUGCAGCCACGCGCCUUUCCUCGGUGCAUGCGGACGCUCGUUUCUCUAGGCUGCCUUCCGUGCGGCAUGUGGUGGAGGAGGGAGAGUGUGAUGGCAGGGUACAGGGAAGGGGGGCGGGCAGUGAGCGGGCGCCGCGGCGCUGGUGGCUCCUCACCGGCUCCUCGGCUUACCUGUGUGUGGCGUGCCCUGUGGUGCUGCGCCCUGAUGACGUUGGUGAUGGUGAUGGAUCAGAGGAUGUGGGAAUCGGUGGAGGAGGUGGUGUGGCUGGGAGAGUGCCUGCUGCUCCUUGCUCGUCGCCUCGUGAUUCGCCGAGGGAAGGUGCUGAUGUGGCUGAGUGGCGUGUAAACGGGGCAGGAGAAGCUGGAGAAGGCGAGAUGGAAGAAGUAGGAGGAACAGGAGGAGCAGAGCGGAGAGCAGUGCGAGCAGCAACGGCAGAAGAAGUGAGUGAAGAGGAAGAGGAUGAGGAAGAGGACAAAGGGGAGACAUGGCACAUGUGCAUGAGAAGGAGAGUGCGCACUAGAGAAGGUGGGGUAAUUGGUAGAAGGGCAGGAGGGAGACACGGAGAAGGUGAACAUGUUAACAGGGAAGGUGAAGGUGAUUACCCGGAUGGAGUAGAUGCAGCAAAUACCGAGACUGCUUUUAAUGGGGAUAUUUCUGCUGCCAGUGCUGGGGGCGUUGCUGCUACACAGGUGCAUGGGGCAUCAGCUGCAAGUGCAACUGCGCAUGCCUUGAGUGCUCGCAGUGGAGAGGGCAUGAGGAGCCGAGCCUUGUGGCGCUGGCAGCAGCAGCAGCAGCGCCUGAGGAACCAGUUCUCGCCCCUCCCCUCCCUCCUCUCCUCCCCCUCCCAUGCCCCUCGCACCGGCCAAUCCCAUCGUGACGCGCGGCCCCGUGCGCUGAGCCAGAGCCAGCAGAAUCCGCGUCAGCAGCUGCCAGAGCAGCAGGAGGUGGGUUCGGGGCAGCAGCAUCUCGUGCCAGGUCAGCUUCUGCUGAGUCAGCAGCAGUCUGCGUCGAGUCAGCGCAGGUUGGGUCGGCGUCGCGUGUCUGUGCAUGGGCUAGCGGGCAGGCAAGUCAGGCAGAGAGGAAGUGGAGGGGACAGAAGAGCAACGGGGGCUGCGCCAGGGGCACGAUCGGAGGGAGUGCAGAGCGGUGAUAGUGAUCUGGAGGCGAAUGAAACAGAUAGGAGGGGUGGAGCGAUGGAGGGUGAAGAGGAAGAAAAUAUUCCUGCAGAACCUGAGGGUGGAGUUAGUGACAACGUGAGAAGGGUUGCGGCAGAAGAAAGGGAGGACGCUUUAGGAGCAGUAGAAGAGAGGAGUGCUGCUUUGGGAGUAGUCGAAGAGAGCGAGGCGAACAGUGGUUCGGGAGCGUUGCUACGGCAAGCAGGGAGUGGUGGUUCGGGAGAGAUUGAGGAGACCACAGGGGUGGCUGUAGAGAGGGGGAGGGAGAGGUUAGGUGGUGAGGAGGUGGUGAGGACAGCUGGGGAUGCAGCAGCAGGAGACUCAGAGGUAGAUACAUCAGGAGGUACAGGAGUGGCAGGGGCAGGGGGGGAGUUGGUGAGCUGUGGUGCUGCAAACAGUGUUGUGAACGGAGUCUGCUCACCUGCCGAGCCUACAGCAUCGGGUGAAAGUUCGGCAGAAGGUGAGGAGGUUGGGGAACCGAUUGGAUCGGAGAAUGUGUUGGAAGAGGGUGGCUGUCUGCAAGAAGCCGGCUCUUUGAACGAGCAAGGCGCUCGGGACGACAAUGCAAGGAACGAGGAAUGCUCUGAGGGAGUGGAAGACCGUGGUGUUAGUGACAGGCUAGCGGUCGGUUUGGCAGUGGCAGUGGGGGCAGCAGCAGGCAGCAGCAGAGGUGCAAUUUGUGAGGUGCAGCAACAGGCGGUUGGCAUUGCAGAGCCGGCCGAGGGUAUUGACAUAGCAGGGGGUGUGCCAUCAGGUUGUGGUGCGAAUGCAGUUGUGGCUUCUUUUGUACCAGCAGCCAUCGCCCCUUCAGACGUCGAUGAGGGUGGGACUCAACCACCCUGUGCCGCUGCUUGUACUGGUGAGACACCUCGUUCAGCGCCGGAUGCAGCACCUGAUGCGGCUCCUGGCACAAGACAAGUCCAAACACCUGAGGAAGCACCUGAAGCUGGUAGCAGCCAGACAGCGUCAACAGCAGCCACAGGUCCCUAUGCCAACUCACCAGCCAAUGCCACACUGGCUUCACAGCAACCACUCUCCACCCCUCUCUUUGCAGCAGAGUGGAAUGCCGCAGCAACCAUGUACCCUGCUUUUGUUGCACCUCCCCCCAUCGCACCGCACUCCAUUGCACCUCCCUAUACUGCACCUCACACCACUGCAUCUCCCUCUAUUGCACCUCACACCAUUGCACCUCCCACUAUUGCACCUCACACCAUCGCACCUUCCCCCGUCGCGCCUCCCCCCAUCGCACCUUCCCCCGUCGCGCCUCCCCCUAUCGCACCCCACCCCAUCGCGCCUCCCCCUAUCGCACCUCCCCCUGUUGCACCUGCCCCUUUCCCGUCAACACUUUCCAUGCCCAGUCCCUCUUCCAUUGGCGAAGCAGCAGCAGGUGCUUUCCAUUCAUUCGUUCAUUCGAACACAGAUGCGCCACAGCCACAGGGUUAUCAGGUUACCGUGUUACCACAAGCACCAUCCAUGGGUACACCACCACAGGUGCUGCUGCCUUACACUCAUGACACACAGCAGACCUCACUAAAGGCCUUACAGCCUGCCUUACAGCAGACAAUACUGCAGCAAUCUAUAGGCAUACAGCUCCUCCCCUCUAUGGGUCAGGAGCCUUCGCAUUCCACACCCUCCAAUCCAUUUGAGUUCAGCCUUGCUCCUGUCCCCCACGCUCCCACUAAUCCGUUUGACCCAUCCCAUCCGUCCAAUCUGCCAACUUGUGAUCCAACCCCGGUGCCGAUGCUGGCCGUCAGCUAUGCUGCUUCUGCUGGGUAUUCCCUUUCUACCCCUCCUGUCCUUUCUGCCCCUCCUGCUGUAUUCGCCCCGGGCCCCCCUGUGCCCUGGCAUCAGACAUACCAACAGCAUGAUAAUGGGCCGUUGCCAGGUGCAACAGCAGCAGCUGGGGCAGAAACAGCAGCAGGGGCAACAGCAACAGCAGGCGCAGGCGCAAUGGCUGCAGCAGCAUUGUCUCCCACAACUGAGUGGGUUCUGUUUUCCCCGGCACGAGGCGAGGAGGCAGGCACUGCAGCAAGCGCUGCGCCGUUAACAGCUGUAGCAGCGGCAGCGUCAGCGGCACCAGCAGCAGCAGCGGCACCGGCAGCAGCUGUAGCAAGUCAGUGGACAGCAGUUGGAGCACCAGAAGGAGCUAGUGGAUUUGGGGAGAACAGAGGGGUGGCAGAGGAAGGGAGAGAGGGGGGCAAUUGGAGAGUGGCAGCAGUGGAGGGGAGAGAGGAGGCAGAGGGGGGGCGAGCAGGAGCAGAGGUGACGAGAGUGGUUGCGCCAGAAAGGGUAAGUCCUGCUCGUUUCCGCAGGGUGGUGAGUUCAGGUGCCACACAGAUGACCACUGUCAAUACCGCCUUGCCUGUGCCCACGGGAGCACGCAUGGGCUCCCCAUUGGCUCGAAGGGGGAGAGAUGGCCACACAGGCGCUGGGGUGUUGCAUUCAAGCAACAGCUUUAGCGGUGGUGGUGCUGUUGGGAGUAGUGGUGCUGCUGGUGGUGAGGGUGUGAGUGGUGUGACUGGUGGCAGCAGCCGAGGGGAGGUGGUCUUGAGGAUGCACGAGCAGAGGCAGCAGCAGCGGCAGCGUCUCCUGCUGCUUCGGCUGCAGCGCAUGCUGUUGACCCGUGGCGAAUCACCUAUUAACGAGGAUGGAGAAGCAGGAGAAGGGGAGGAGAGCCAGCAGCAGAGUCUGACCCACCAGCAGCAGCACCAGCUGUACGAGCAGUUGCAGCAGAGCCGUGGAGGAGGCAGGGACGAACAGGCACUGAUUGAUGCUGCGAUUGAGCAAGCCCUCUUCGGCUCCUCCUCCUCAUCCACUCUGCUUACCAGCAGUUCUGCUACCGCUGCUGCUGCUCCAGGUUCUAGUGGUAUCGAUUCUUCUCGUCCUGCUGUCUCAAUGAGGCUUCCAGCAUCAGCGCGUGUCGUGGCAGCAAUGGCAGCAGCAGGAACAAAUGCUGGGGCAGGGAGUGGCAUCGGCAUUGGAACAGCAGGUACUGUAGCAGGUGCUGUAGGGGGUAAUGUAGCACGUAGCACAUCAGGUACUGUAGCAGGCAGUGUAGCAGGAGCAGGAGUGCCACUGGUAGCAGUGCUGGGAGGCCCGCCGAUUCAAGUGUCAUCCAGGCGAACCCAGAGCCCUGCUCUCACCCACACACACGCUUGGGGGGGCGGGGUAUCCAGCAGCAGAAGGCAAGUUGGGGUGGAACGACAGAGGGGAGGAGCAGAGGAGCAGGAAGAGGAGGGGCGCAGGGGUAGGCGUGGGGGAGGAGCGGUAAGAGGGAGAAGAGGGGGAGAGAGUAUAGUAGGAACAGUAGCUGGAGAGGAUGUUGAGGCGAGUGGAGAAGAGGAAGGGGAGCCUGGGGAGGCGGUGUGCUGUGUGUGCAUGGAGAGGCCGAGGAAGGCAGCGUUUGUGCCGUGUGGUCACAUGCUGUGCCGCAUGUGUGCUCAAGAGGUCAGGGACCGGCGCGGCAAGUGCCCUCUCUGCAAUAGGAAAAUCAAGGAUGUGCUUAAAUUGUACUGA